AUGGUUACAGGUCGUCAAGCCAAUCCUGCUGGCUUGGAGUCCCACCGAAGCACACCUGCUGCUUCGGAUCCGCACCAAACCAAGCGUGCUGCUUCGGAAAGGUCCUUCAGGCUGGGUGACUCCUGGUCCCUGCGGGGCCUGGAAGGGGGGUUCAGUCGGGAUGGGAAUGGUGAAUUGGGCAAGGAGAAUGACGGAGGGCGUGAAAAACAGGUGGAGAGGAAGGGCGAGAAAGGGAGGGUAAAGAGCAUGGGCAAUAAAGGGGAUAGGAAUGUGCAGGAGGAUAAGGAAGGUGACGACGAGUGGGACAAGGAGGAGGGGGAUGAGAAGGAGGAAAGCAGGAGUUUAGAUGAGGGUGAAGACGAGAUGGAUGGGGAGAGCAAACAGUUCCACGUCUCUGAUGACUUAGAGCUCGUUCUGAGCCACGGGCAAGCCCGGGUGAGAAGGAGAUUAGCAGAAAGACGCCAGACCCGCGCCAGGCUUGCAGACUGUGUGCCGUGCACGAGUGAUAACGACGGAGAAGAGUCGAAGCUCCAGGGAUUUCAGUCAGGACAGGGUGGUGAGAGGGACGAGAAUGCAGGAGGAGGAGAUUCUGGGAGUGAGUUGGAGGGGUCGAGGAAGCUUCUGCAGGAAUCUGCGCCGUGCUGCGACCCGCUGGUGCUGAAGCUUAGGGUGGAGAGGCGUAUGGGGCAGAUUGCAGAGAAACAGGUGAGUUUUGAUGAACAGGUGAGGUUUGAUGAACAGGCGGAGAGCAAUAGAGUGAGCCGAGAGAAGUACGUGCUGAAUAAGAAGCUGAGCAGAGCUGAUGCCAACUGGGAAGCAUUGUUUCUAUCCAACCAGUCCAUGCACGAGGCGCAGAUGACAGUGCAGCGCUGCAACGGGCAUGGCAUUGUGGCGCAGCAGGGGACACUUGUGUGGAAGGGCUACACGUGUGAUGCAGCAGACGAGGCUCUCAGGCAAUACACAUCGUAUGAUGCCAGUGGGGCAUGCCCGGACGACUGGUUUGCCACCCAGUCCCUAAUCUUUCAACACCGCUGCUUCUCCCUGCCGCAACGCCGUUGCCGCGCCCGCACCACCAACCAAACAAUUAGUGCCCUUUUCAAUCUGAGUGCGCUGAUAGACGGGGCUCUAGUGUGGGACCACCACACCUGCUCCUCCUUCGCUUGCCUUCCCUCUUCCCCCAUCCUCCUGUCUGCUUACUUUCCACCCCCCUCCCACCACUCACCCUCUCUCCCCUGCUUCCCUUCUUAUCCCCUCCUCAUGAUACUCCUUUCCCCAUUCUUCUCCCUUCCUGCCCCCAGCCUCUACCCUUCCCCCAAGCGCUCUUCAAUCUGA
This is a messenger RNA of Closterium sp. Naga37s-1, 1332 nucleotides long. NCBI's taxonomy places the organism in Eukaryota, Viridiplantae, Streptophyta, Zygnematophyceae, Desmidiales, Closteriaceae. The record is from the annotation of a GenBank genome assembly.